Molecule: messenger RNA, 1878 nt
Organism: Belonocnema kinseyi
Lineage: Eukaryota; Metazoa; Arthropoda; Insecta; Hymenoptera; Cynipidae
Product: inner centromere protein-like
Exons: 3
Coding region: 262-1731 (489 amino acids)
Source: RefSeq, a predicted model, not a curated record
GGCGUGUUAAGAAUUGGAGUAUUCAAAAUUUCCAAUUUUCGAUGAAAAUCGCAUAAAAUACGAAUUAUCUGUGAGUGGAGAAAUAAGAAAUUAAAUAUAUGCAAUGGUGGUUUGCAAAAGGAAAUGAAGAAUGGCAGAACGGAGCAGAUUUUGCGGAUAUUAUAUCUGGAAAAGAAAAGUAAGCACAGUGCCAUCUUGAAAUCAGCUGUCAAGCAGACGAAAAUCAGUAGAAACUCCGUCGAAUGCAUUGUUUGAAAGGAAAUGGAAGUAUCCCAGGCUGACCUAAGAAUUGGCGACCGCAAUCUCGACUUCUCAACAGUCUUUAUCAAGAAGGAAGUGCAGAUAAAAAAUGAAAUCCUAGAAGCAUCCAGCCCCGACGUCGAGCACCUCGCAGCCGAGUCCGACAGUUAUUGCUCCAUCGAAAUAAAAGAGCACCCCCUCCAGGAGGAGUGCGAGGAGGAGCAUGAAAAUGAUAAUGAGAAUGAGAAUGAAAACUGCACUCGUAUUCUGCGAAACUUCAAUUCUCUCGAUCCAAAUUUAAAUGCGAUCCAGCAGCACAACGACGGCUCGAACAUAAUCCUCGCGGAUUCUCUCUACGUGAGUCCCCUCGAUUCCGAGAGCAUCAAUGGCGAGAUCCAGAAACGCGAGUCUUUCGGGAGCAGCGAUGAGCAGCAAAUCAACUACAACAUUCCCACUGUCUCGAUACCCAGUGAAUUCCUCGAGAGCUUGAAUCUCAACAUUAAAAAAGAGACUGGCAGCUCGGACGAGGCCUACGCGACAGAAUGGCUCUGCGACGUCGACGAUCCGGGGCUCAAAUUAAAAAUCAGCAAGGGCAUUAAAGUCGAGAGAGUGGAGAUCCCGUCCGAUAUUGAGGCGACAAUCACCCCGGUCAGACGCCGGAGUCCCAGAAGCGAGUCCUUCAAAGGCAACGAGAGCAAGAUAACCGGGACGGAGAAACCAAAGAGGAGAGUCCGACGGAAGUCGGAGCCGAGGCAGGAUUACAGGGAACGCUUGAGGAGAAAAGCCGAGUGUAUGAGGGAAAAGAGGAAGAAGCUCUACGAGGAGGAGAGCGAGGAGCAGAGGCAAGAGAGACUGGCGCGAGAGGCAGCAAAAAAGCGCGAGAUGCGUAUGUAUUAUGAGACACCCGAGCAGAAGAGAAAGCGACUUGAUGCCGAUGCGGCACGGAAAAGGGAGUACAGGAUGUACAAUGAGUCGCCGGAGGAGAGGCGGAAGCGACAGGAUCGCGAAGCGGAGAAGAGGAGGCUCAAGAGAUUGAGCAUGUACGCGAACGAAACUCCCGAGCAGAGGCGCGAGCGAUUGAAUAAAGAGUCGGCGAAGCGGCGGGAGCAGAGGUUGAAUCAGUAUGCCAAGGAGACGGACGAGGAGAGAAAGGAGAGGUUGAAGAGGGACGCGAUCCGAGCGCGAGAAAUGAGAUUCACCAGGUCGGCUAUCGAGACCGAGGAGGAACGCAGGGAAAGGUUAGUAAAAGAUGCGCUUAGAAAGAGGGAGUUACGAAUGCAUGGCAGACACUUGGUGAUGAACAGUUUCACCGAACUUCAGACUGUUCGCAGUUUUGAAGAGUUAAGCAAUGCGCAGAUGAAGGAAGACACCGAUAGUCCAGUCAGCGGUCAUUACUUGAGCAACUGGAUGCUGUGGUUUCAGAAUACUUUGACUCAACCGGUUCAAUCCACGGAUGAGGCUGUCGAGCCGCAAGCCUCGAGUAAAGAAUAGGAGUAUUUAGUCAGUACCUGUCGUGAUAAAUCCUUUCAUUUGCGCAUCAUUCAAGAGGGCUAGGUAGUUGAUUUUACUGUGUUUUGUGCAGUAUUUAAUUUUUAGAUAAUUGAAAAUACAGGGAUAGCAUUUUUUUUAUAUUCUAGA